This is a messenger RNA of Microplitis demolitor, 1548 nucleotides long. RefSeq names its product peptidyl-prolyl cis-trans isomerase FKBP8. The record is from RefSeq and is a predicted model, not a curated record. Gene Ontology annotation, molecular function: peptidyl-prolyl cis-trans isomerase activity; protein binding. The transcript is spliced from 5 exons. The coding region runs from base 335 to 1468 and encodes 377 amino acids. Lineage: Eukaryota; Metazoa; Arthropoda; Insecta; Hymenoptera; Braconidae.
UUUAUUUAGAAAAAAAAAAAGUUAAGAAUUUUAAAAUUGUUAUUAUUGUAAAGAAAUAAAAUAUAAAAUUGAAUUUAAAUUAAAUGGACAAUCAGCGACAUCAAUGACCACUUUCAAAAGAGUAAUAAAUUAAAUAUGUAUGUACAUAUAUACAUGCUUACAUAUAUCUUGUAAAUAUGUGUCAGCGUUUUUUUAAACACCACAGACAAGAUUAAUCACUCGACCCUAUUUUUUAACACAAAAAACAAAACUUGGCUUAUUCUACUCAUAGAUUUUUAAAAAUAUCGACAAUUAAUUAUUUAUUAAUUAAACAUAUAUAUAUUCGUUAUUUAAAAUGGAGCCGGAUCAAGAGUACGGCAGCCAAGCGGAUUUUAUAAAAGACGAAUUUAAUUUCGGUGUUGAUCCAAAGGAUCCCUACACCAAAGCUCUGCUGAACGAGGAGCCCAAGGAAGAUGAGUGGAUGGACAUCCUGGGCAAUGGACAAUUGAAAAAAAAGACGAUCGUUAAAGGGCAGAAAGGCACUAGACCUAAUCAAGGUGAUCUCUGCACUGUUGACAUCACCGGGAGCUUGACUCCAGAUGGCAAGGAGGUAAUUGAAACCUUGAAGGCUGUCACUGUCCAGCUUGGAGAUCACGAAGUCAUCCAGGGGUUAGAGUUGGCUCUAGCGCUGAUGGACGUCGGCGAGGUUGCUGAGAUAGAAAUAGCUGCGAGAUUCGGGUAUGGAGAUGUCGGCAGACAGCCAGAAAUACCAGCAGGAGCUAAACUUUUUUAUAAUGUGGAAUUAAAAAGUGUCGAAAUGGAACCGGAUGUUGACAGUUUGACUGUCGCUGAAAGAAAAGCUAUUGGAAAUAAAAAACGUGAACGUGGGAACUGGUGGUUUUCUCGCGACGAACCGACGAUAGCGAUCCAGUGUUACCGCAGAGCAUUGGAAUUUUUAGUUCCCGGUGACAAUUACGAUCCAAAAAAAUUAAAAGAUGACAAAAUAAUAACAGAUAGUGACUUGGAAGUGCUUUUGGACGACAGAACAAAAGUUUACAACAAUCUAGCGGCUGCUCAAAUAAAAACUGAAGCUUACGAAGCAGCUCUGGAAAGUGUCGACAACGUUCUGAGAACUGAACCCCACAAUGUAAAGGCGUUAUUCAGAAAAGGUCGGAUUCUUCAUAAAAAAGGCGAGUACUCAAGUGCCGUAAAAGUUUUCCAAGAGGCUGCGAAGCUGGACCCCGAGUCCAAAGCCAUCCAGCAAGAGCUGUCAGUCCUCAAGGGAAAAAGUGCACGGGAAAAUAUAUAUGAGAAAAAGCUGUACCGUAAAAUGCUGGGGGGCUCAAGCGCGGAGAGCUCGUCGCCGACAGAAAGUAAAAAAAAUUCAAAACCCUCAAAAAAAUCAAACAAAAGUAAAUUAGCCUGGAGUCUUAUCGGCGGGACACUGGCUGCUGUCACCGGUGUAAUUCUGUAUAAAUUAUCAUUUUAAAAUAUCAAUUAAGUUAUUACUGAAUUAUGUUUAAUAUUUUGAAUUUAUUUUAAAUAAUAACAUUCCGAAUUUAUAAAUUA